Messenger RNA from Cucurbita pepo subsp. pepo (vegetable marrow), 703 nucleotides. Its product is annotated as large ribosomal subunit protein eL27x. The record is from RefSeq and is a predicted model, not a curated record. Gene Ontology annotation, molecular function: structural constituent of ribosome. Gene Ontology annotation, biological process: translation. Lineage: Eukaryota; Viridiplantae; Streptophyta; Magnoliopsida; Cucurbitales; Cucurbitaceae. Gene Ontology annotation, cellular component: ribosome.
CUAAUUCCCAUUGGCUAAAUAAAUCAUUUCGCGUUCCUUCAGCCGGCGAGAGAGGCACAAGGGGGAAGCAGGGUAGAAGCCAAAAAUGGUGAAAUUCCUCAAGCAGAACAAGGCCGUCAUCGUCCUUCAAGGACGUUACGCCGGUCGGAAGGCGGUCAUCAUUCGCGCCUUUGACGACGGAACUCGGGAUCGUGCUUAUGGUCACUGCUUGGUCGCCGGACUCAAGAAGUAUCCGUCGAAGGUCAUUAGGAAGGAUUCUUCUAAGAAGACUGCUAAGAAGUCCAGAGUCAAGGCCUUCAUUAAGCUCGUUAAUUACAGACAUCUAAUGCCGACCAGGUACACUCUCGAUGUAGAUCUAAAGGAUGUCGUCACCGUCGAUUCCUUGCAGUCGAAGGACAAGAAGGUCACAGCCGCUAAAGAGACCAAGAAGAGAUUCGAGGAGAGGUUCAAAACCGGCAAGAACAGGUGGUUUUUCACCAAGCUCAGGUUCUGAAGAGGCUCGUUCUGGAUUAUUCUCGUAUUAGGUUACUCAGGAGGUCAAUUUUUGUUUCUAAUUUCAUCUUUUGUUUUCGAGUAAUCGGUAGUUUGUUUUGGUGUUUAAUUUCUGUCUUGACGUACUCUAAUCCUUCGGAUGAGAAAUUUCUGGGUUUAUAAUGCUACAUUCGAGACUUCACUUCUGUUUCCAUGAGAGUAUUGUUAUUCA